AUGGUAGGAUUAUUUCUGUUCAAUAUUGCAGAAAGGGUUCUGGAGAAAAUAGCCCUUCUUGCUGGGGAAGUUCUCUUGGCAUUUAGUGUCAAAAGCGAUUUGAGAAAGCUCCAGGACACCAUGAGCAGCAUCAAAGCUGUGCUUUUGGAUGCUGAGCGGCAGCAGCACCAGAAUGAAAAGUUGCGCCUCUGUAUGUGGAAACUCAGAGACAUCUUUUAUGAUGUUGAAGAUGUGCUCGAUGAAUUCGAGUGUGAAGCUCUACGGAAGCAGAUCGCGAAUCAUCCAUGCAUCAGUGUAAAGAGGUUAGACAAAAUUGCCGCUGACUGGGGAAGGUUUGAUUUAGGAGUGACAGGUGAUAACCGACGGGUUAUUCAUAGGGAGACCCACUCUUUUGUGAAUUCCUCUGAUGUCAUUGGUAGAGAUGUGGAUAAAAAAAACAUUUUAGAUCUUUUAAUGAGACCAAGUGAGGGUAGAAACAUCCCUGUCAUCACCGUAGUUGGAAUUGGGGGUCCAGGGAGGACCACACUUGCUCAAUUUGUGUACAAUGAUGAACGGGUUAUUAAGCAUUUCCCAUUAAGAAUAUGGGUGAGUGUUUCAGAGGAAUUUGAUCUUGCGAGAUUGCUUAAGGAGAUUAUUUACUCUAUAAAUUCAGAAAGAUGUGAUGGUUUAACAUUUAAUGCAAUGCAAACUCGUUUGCGAAGUCUUUUGAGUGAUAAGAAAUUUUUACUUGUUCUAGAUGACGUUUGGAACGAAAAUCGUCAGAAAUGGAUUGAGUUAAGAACUUUAUUGAUGUCAUUGGAUAAUCCGUCUCAAAAUAAAAUCAUUGUUACUACUCGUAGCUUGAAGGUUGCUUCAAUGAUGAGUAGUAUUCACCCUUAUCAAUUAAAAGUCCUCCCUCAUAAAGAAUGUUUGACUUUAUUUAUAACAUGGACAUUUAAUGAUGGAGACGAGAGACGGUAUCCAAAUGUUAUAAGAAUUUGA
This is a messenger RNA of Theobroma cacao (cacao), 981 nucleotides long. NCBI's taxonomy places the organism in Eukaryota, Viridiplantae, Streptophyta, Magnoliopsida, Malvales, Malvaceae. The record is from RefSeq and is a predicted model, not a curated record.